Messenger RNA from Mytilinidion resinicola, 243 nucleotides. RefSeq lists its product as uncharacterized. The record is from RefSeq and is a predicted model, not a curated record. The transcript has a single exon. The annotation marks the transcript as partial. Lineage: Eukaryota; Fungi; Ascomycota; Dothideomycetes; Mytilinidiales; Mytilinidiaceae.
AAGAUUGGAAGAAAUUGCUGCUGGGAAGCUACUGGACCAGCGAGAGAGACAUUCGUUAAGCUGGGCCCGGAGAUCAAGUCUUGUCUCGAUAAACGGAGCGAACCUCUACCCAGCUGGGUGACAUACUCGGUGUAUAUGAUUGGUAACUCCCCGAAGACCGCAUCACCAACCAUUGUAUUCUGUUCUAGCGAUUCCAGCCUGCGUCGUGAGAUUCGAAAGAUCGUCAAAGAGAGUGGUCUUCUC